This is a messenger RNA of Giardia duodenalis, 1794 nucleotides long. RefSeq names its product Kinase, NEK. The record is from RefSeq and is a predicted model, not a curated record. Gene Ontology annotation, biological process: protein phosphorylation. Bases 1 to 1794 code for a protein of 597 amino acids. NCBI's taxonomy places the organism in Eukaryota, Fornicata, Diplomonadida, Hexamitidae. The transcript has a single exon. Gene Ontology annotation, molecular function: ATP binding; protein binding; protein kinase activity.
AUGGGUAUUGCGGAGAAGCUGGCAGAAUAUCGAGAGCUUAUGGCCAUCAAGCGGGGCCAUUAUGGGAUAGUGCACAAGGUGGAGCAUAUCAGCACGAAAAAAAUAUAUGCUAGAAAAACCGUCAAAUACGGGAAACUGGACCAGCGAGGGGUUGAGCUCAUAAUGCGUGAAGCUAACCUUCUUAGCCGCAUGAAGCAUAUAAAUGUACUAGGAUAUCACGACGUGGUGAUAGAUGAAGUAGAGAAAGUCAUCUACAUCUUUACCGAGUUCUGUAAUAAGGGUGAUCUUUUCCAAUUAAUCGACAAGCACCGAUAUCCUCGGACAAAUAUCCCCGAAGAGCGCAUAUGGAAGCUCUUCGGACAACUUCUACUGGCACUGGAAUACUGUCAUUGCCCCACUAAAGAGAACUUUGAGCUUGGCGAGAUCGUUAUUCAUAGGGACAUCAAGCCGGCCAAUAUUUUGAUAACGAAUGAUGAUGUGGUAAAGCUUGCCGACUUUGGAUUCUCUCGGUCGUUUAAUUCCUCAGACAUGCUCAAAACCCAAUUGGGUACGCCGAGCUACACUGCACCAGAGGUCCUCAACAAAACGCCCUACAAUGAGAAGGCAGAUAUCUGGUCUCUAGGGUGCGUUAUAUUCCACUUAUGCAGCCUGGAGUUUCCAUUCCAGGCCAUGACCCACGCAGACCUGGCACGCAAUGUCCGCGAUGGAAAGCGACGCCCAUUUCCACAAGGCAUAUACAGCAAGGAGCUCGAGGAACUGGUGGAUUCGAUGAUGAUUGUUGAUUAUACCCAGAGGCCUAGUGCUGCCCAGUUAAUUCGUCACCGGAAAUUCAUCGAGCACGGGGUCAUCACGGCCGACUAUCUCAAUACAAACCCCACCGAGGAGAUUGACGACAAGGCUAAGAUGAUUGCCGAGCUGAAGAUGUGUCUAAAGAUGAAGCAGCAAGAGGUCGACAACCUGGAAGACGAUUUAUCAAACAAUAAGGAGAUAAUGGAAGCAAUGACGAUUACGAAGACUGCAAGUGCGCCCUCUGGGACUGCCACGUCAAGCGCAGAGAGCAAUAACGAUGCAGUAGAAAAGCUUCGUGCAGAACUUAGUUUACAAUCAAUGCGGGUAAAGCAAUUAGAAGCAGAGAAUAGCGAACUUCGUUCGCAAAACACCAUUUUGACAAAUAAAAUUCUCAAAUUAGAAGAGGCUGCAAGGCGGGUCGCUCAGGCCCAAUCUGCAAUCGCGUCAGAUGGUAUGACAGCUCUGAUGCGUGCAGUUCAAAUGAAUGACAUUGCUGGAAUCAAGGCUCAUAUAGCAACAGAUGCAGGGAAAAAGAACCGCAAAGGGAAAACUGCCUUAAUGAUGUGUAGCGAUACCGGAAAAACUGAAGCUGCGGCACUUCUUAUUCCGUAUGAGGCCGGGACUAAGAUGUCCGACGGCACUACAGCUUUGAUUCUCGCAGCAAUAGCGGGUCACGUUGACAUUGUUAAUAUUCUCAAAAAGAAGGAAGGAAAGAUGCAGGCUAGACAGGGGGACACUGCCCUGAUCAACGCUGCUGUUACUGGGCAUGCAGAGGUUGUGCGCGCCCUUGUAGAAAUCGAAGCCGGUCUCCGCAUGGACGAUGGGCGUGCAGCCAUCCACAAUGCCGCUUAUAAGGGCCAUCUCGAAUGUGUCAAGAUCCUGCUGCCAUACGAGUACCACAUGCGCGAUAAAUCUGGCCUGAGUCCCCUCAAGUACGCUAGCAAAGGAAAGCAGGAGGCUGUUGUUGAUUAUAUAAGAACAUGGCUACAGACUAACAACAAGUAG